Messenger RNA from Triticum urartu, 984 nucleotides. NCBI's taxonomy places the organism in Eukaryota, Viridiplantae, Streptophyta, Magnoliopsida, Poales, Poaceae. The record is from RefSeq and is a predicted model, not a curated record.
AUGGGCGUCGGCUGCUACAUCGAGUCGUCAUGGUUCACUGUUGGCGGCCAUUACUGGUGCCUCCAUUAUUACCCGGACGGGUCUACGGAAGAUGGCAAGGACGACAUAGUGGUCGCUCUGGAGCUGAUGGAGCUGGACCAGAAGGCAUUCAAGGCACGGGUAUCCUUCACAAUCAGCUUGUUCCACUGUACAACUAAGCGGUUUUCUCUUUCUUUGUCGGUGGCCCUGUCGGCCAAUCUUCCCAAUCCAGACUACUUUGUCACGCACAAUAUAAACAGAGGCGAGAUGGAAGCAUCGGGCUAUGUUGUUGACGAUCGUCUCACUAUCAAAUGCGCCUUGACUGUCAUCAAGGAGCCAUAUGUUAUCGAGGAGGAGGCCCAUGUUGAGGAGGAGGCGCCACCGUCCGAAAUCAUGGACCAACUCGGGAAGCUGCUAGAGGCAAAGGAGGGUGUGGAUGUGACACUCGAGGUUCAAGGAGUGAAAUUUCCAGCCCACAAGCUCGUGCUAGCGAUGCGGUCUCCGGUUUUCAAGGCGAUGCUCUAUGGACCGAUGAUGGAGAAGGAUUCAAGCCGCAUCGCCAUUAACAACAUGCAACCUGAUGUCUUCAAGUUUCUGCUCCACUUCAUAUAUAACAAUUCAUUGCCCGCGGUCAUGGGCGACGACUUGCUAGAUGAAGACAAUAAGAGAGAGGUUACCAGACACCUGCUUGUGGCUGCAGAUCACUAUGGCAUGGAAAGAUUGAAGCUUAUGUGCGAAAGCAUCCUCUGCAAAGACCUCAAUGCCGAGUCCCUUGCAACUACAUUGGCUUUGGCCAGUCAACAUAGUUGUUCUCGGCUACAAGAUGCUUGCAUUCGAUUUAUUGCAUCAUCAUCUACUAAAAUAGAUGAUGUGGUGGCAAGCAAAGGGUACAAUCGGCUCAAAAGAACUUGUCCGGAUACCGUAACGGAGAUGUGGGAAAAAGCAAGUAGGCUCUGCAAAACCUAA